Molecule: messenger RNA, 900 nt
Organism: Neoarius graeffei (lesser salmon catfish)
Lineage: Eukaryota; Metazoa; Chordata; Actinopteri; Siluriformes; Ariidae
Gene: tmx2a
Product: thioredoxin-related transmembrane protein 2a
Exons: 8
Coding region: 1-900 (299 amino acids)
Biological process (GO): brain development
Cellular component (GO): membrane-bounded organelle
Molecular function (GO): disulfide oxidoreductase activity
Source: RefSeq, a predicted model, not a curated record
AUGGGAUUAAUCACCGGCCUCUUCGCAUUUUUCUUCAACCUGCCACAGAUUUAUAAAUGGCUCUUAAAGCCAUAUUAUUUGCUGUCAUUUCUUCUGUCUGUUGCUUUCCUUGCUGUGCGGAAAUGCCCUGGUGUGUGUGAGCACUUACCCUCUCAGAGAGAAGACGGAGACUCCUGCAGCUUUGACUGGAGGGAGGUGGAGAUCCUCAUGUUCCUCAGUGCUAUUGUCAUGAUGAAGAACCGCAGAGCGAUAACUCUGGAGCAGCAUUUUGGAAAUAUUUUCCUCUUCAGUAAGGUGGCAAACUUGGUGCUGUUCUUCAGAGUGGACCUGAGAUUUGGCCUCCUCUACAUCACACUGUGUGUCGUGUUCCUGAUCACAUGUAAACCUCCCAUCUACAUGGGUCCGGAACACAUCACAUACUUCAAUGACAAAACCAUAGAUGAAGAACUGGAGAGGGACAGUCGAGUAACGUGGCUUGUCGAGUUCUAUGCCAACUGGUCCUCAGAGUGUCAGUGUUUUGCACCUGUUUUUGCCAAUCUCUCGCUGAAGUAUAACUGUGCUGGACUCAAAUUUGGAAAAAUAGACAUAGGACAAUAUGCAGGUGCUGCUGAGAGGUAUAAAGUAAGUCUCUCGCUGCUCUCCAAGCAACUGCCGUCUCUGCUGCUGCUGCAGGGCGGCCGUGAAUUUACGCGUCGUCCCCAAGUGGAUAAGAAGGGAAGAGCUGUGAGCUGGAACUUCACAGAGGAAAAUAUCAUCCGCGAGUUCAACUUGAAUGAAAUACUUGAGAAAUGUAAAAAGCUUGGCAAGGGCCGGAGUGAGAAGAUAGAGGAUCUCCGACAAGAACAAGCUGAUGGAGAUCAACCACUGAUGGAGGAGUCGGAGAGCAAAAAAGACAGAUAA